AUGCCACAAACUUUAUCAUCAACUAUUAUAGAACAACAACAUUCACAAAUUACUCAAAGCUCACCAACAUUGUCAGUACAUGGUGAACCACUUAUUAGAGAACAACAACAUUCUCAAAUCAAUCUAAAUCCUACACAUGAACCAUUCAAUAUUGAAAGACAAGAACGUGAAUUACAUGUAUGGCAAACAAUAACUCAAUUACAACGUGAAAUCAUUGUUUUGGAAAUUAGUGAUCUUGUUCAUGGACAAUUGGUAAUAAGUGCUUUGGAAAGUGAUUUUCGUCGACAUCUUGAACAAAAUAUUUAUACUCGUUUCGAACGAGGAGCACCACCUCAGCAAGAACAACAACCAGUACCAAUAAUUGCAACACCACGCAUUCCACUUGAGUCUGCUCUAAUAUAA
This is a messenger RNA of Rotaria sp. Silwood1, 402 nucleotides long. NCBI's taxonomy places the organism in Eukaryota, Metazoa, Rotifera, Eurotatoria, Philodinida, Philodinidae. The record is from the annotation of a GenBank genome assembly.